UGAAACAUCACUAGAUAGUUGCGUUACGUUACGGGUUUAGUGUUUACCUCGAGUUUAUUUGAAAAAAUUGUGAUAAUUUACAAGUGUGUUAUUUGAAGUGAUAAGGAAAAUACGGAGGUUGUAGAAGGCCACAGAAAUGUUUAUAGACGAAAAUGAGACGCCGGAGACAUGGUGGUUGUCGGCGGUGCUCAAGACCAUCAGGACAGUGACACUAGUGUUCGACAUCCUCACCUUUCCCAUACAUCUAUUGCUGCAAAGGCCAUGGAGGAAACGCGCGCUAUCGCGUCGAAUUAAGGCGCGCAUAAUCCAAACGACGGCGGGCAGCGUGUCGGUGCGGUCGGUGUCGGCGCCGGGCGAGCUGCACGUGCGGCUGGUGCGCGACGGCGUCCUCACCAUGGAGAGCAUGCUGCGGGCCGCCGCGCAGCGCUGGGGCUCGCGCCGCUGUCUCGGCACGCGCACCGUGCUCGGGGAGGAGGACGAGCCGCAGCCCAACGGCAGGCUCUUCAAGAAGUUCAACAUGGGCGACUACGUGUGGAGGUCAUACACGGAGAUGGAACUGGAGGCGCGUCAGUUCGCUGGUGGACUGCGGGCGCUGGGCUGCGAGCCGCGCCGCAACAUCGCCAUGUUCGCAGAGACGCGCGCCGAGUGGAUGAUCGCCGCCCACGGCUGCUUCAAGCUCAGCAUACCAGUGGUGACAAUCUACGCAACUCUCGGCGACGACGCAAUCGCUCACGGCAUCAACGAGACAGAGGUCUCCACGGUGAUCACCACGCACGAGCUGCUGCCCAAGUUCAAGAAGAUCCUCGCCAAAACGCCCAAAGUGGACACCAUCAUAUACAUGGAGGACCAGCUGCUGACCGUCGACAGGGAGGGGUACAAGCCCGGCAUCAGGAUCGUGGGCUACAAGGAGGUGGUGCAGAAAGGAGCAGAUUCCAAGUUUGAGCCUGUCCCCCCAACAUCAUCGGACACUGCCAUCAUCAUGUACACAUCCGGCUCCACUGGCGUUCCCAAGGGUGUGAUCCUCUCGCACCGCAACAUGCUGGCAACACUCAAGGCUUUCGCAGAUGUGGUGCCGAUAUAUGAAGACGAUAUGCUCAUGGGAUUCCUACCGCUCGCUCACGUGUUCGAACUCUUGGCUGAGAGUCUUUGCAUUAUUGGAGGUGUUCCAAUUGGGUACUCGACACCGCUGACUAUGUUGGACUCAUCCAGCAAAAUCAUGAAAGGCACUAGCGGUGACGCCACCGUCCUCAAACCCACCUGUAUGACCACCGUACCGCUAAUCAUGGACCGCAUCAGCAAAGGCAUCACGGAUAAAGUGUCCCGUAGUGGACCGUUCGCGAGCGCUUUCUUCCGCUGGGCGUACUCGUACAAACAGACUUGGAUGCGACGAGGAUAUGACACGCCCAUACUAAACAAGAUUGUGUUCAGCAAGAUCCAGGGCCUGCUGGGCGGGCGGCUGCGGCUGCUGCUGGCGGGCGGCGCGCCGCUGGCGCCCGACACGCACCUGCAGCUGCGGAUCUGUCUGUGCUGCGACGUGGUGGCCGGCUACGGGCUCACAGAGACCACCUCCUGCGCCACCGUCAUGGACGCGCACGACCGCUCCACCGGCCGAGUCGGCGCGCCCACCGCCGGCACCACGCUGCGGCUGCUCGACUGGCCCGACGGCGGGUACCGCGCCACCAACAAACCCUUCCCGCAGGGCGAGAUCGUGAUCGGAGGCGAUUGCGUUGCUGAAGGCUAUUACAAGAACCCACAGAAGACCCGCGAGGAAUUCAUCGAGGAGGACGGAAUCCGCUGGUUCAGGUCCGGAGACAUCGGCGAGUUGCAUCACGACGGCUGCAUUAAGAUCAUUGACCGCAAGAAGGAUCUGGUGAAGUUACAAGCCGGCGAGUACGUGUCCCUCGGAAAGGUGGAGGCGGAGAUGAAGACGUGCCCGAUCGUGGAGAACAUCUGCGUGUACGGCGACAGCUCCAAGACGUACACGGUGGCGCUGCUGGUGCCCAACCCGCGCCACCUCACCGAGCUAGCCGCCAGGAUCGGACUCCCGGAGAUGGACUUCGACCAGCUCUGCCAGAACACCGCCAUCGAGAAGGCAGUCGUCAAGGAGCUGGCCGACCACGCCAGGAAAUGCGGACUGGAGAAGUUCGAAGUGCCCGCGGCUGUGAAGCUGUGUACGGAGGUGUGGUCCCCGGACAUGGGGCUGGUCACGGCCGCCUUCAAGAUCAAGCGGAAAGACAUCCAGGAGCGGUACAAGGAGGACAUCAAGCGGAUGUACGCCUCCUGAACGCUCCCCCGCCUCUACACCGUGCGACCUGCUCACCGGCGACACUCCUCCGGUCCAACAGUUCUCGGAGACCAGGGAGGAAGAGCCUCGCUGGUCUCCAGCACUGAUGGGGUCGCGCCCUACGCUCCCCC
Molecule: messenger RNA, 2415 nt
Organism: Achroia grisella
Lineage: Eukaryota; Metazoa; Arthropoda; Insecta; Lepidoptera; Pyralidae
Gene: Acsl
Product: long-chain-fatty-acid--CoA ligase 4
Exons: 13
Coding region: 137-2284 (715 amino acids)
Biological process (GO): long-chain fatty-acyl-CoA metabolic process; neuron differentiation; long-chain fatty acid metabolic process
Cellular component (GO): lipid droplet; endoplasmic reticulum; plasma membrane
Molecular function (GO): palmitoyl-CoA ligase activity
Source: RefSeq, a predicted model, not a curated record